Misgurnus anguillicaudatus (oriental weatherfish) is the source of this 7513-nucleotide messenger RNA. NCBI's taxonomy places the organism in Eukaryota, Metazoa, Chordata, Actinopteri, Cypriniformes, Cobitidae. The record is from RefSeq and is a predicted model, not a curated record.
CCUAAAUUUCUCUCAAUCCUGAAUCAGUCUGUCUCUGGUUGUCGAGCUAAUCAUUAGAACUACACAAUACAAUAUGACAAUGCUGGGGUUUGUGAUGCUAUUAUGCAUCCUGGGAGCCACCGUGGAUCUGAGAACUGCUGUCCUAGCUGCAGACGUUUGCAACAAGCCCACAGAUGUGGUGUUCAUCAUCGACAGUUCUCGAAGUGUCCAGCCCGCUGAGUUUGAGCAGGUCAAAGACUUCAUGACCAAAGUCAUUAAUGGUUUGGACAUUGGGCCUGAUUCUACUCGUGUGGGUGUUGUGAAUUAUGCCAGUAAGGUGAAGAACGAAGUCUCUCUGAAGUCUCACAAAACCAAGGCUGGAUUGGUCAAGGCUAUAUCCAAGAUUAAACCAUUGUCCACUGGUACCAUGACAGGCCUUGCCAUUCAGUUCGCAAUGAAUGUGGCCUUUAGUGAAGCAGAAGGUGCACGCAAAUCGCCUGACAUCAACAAGGCGGCCAUCAUUGUGACCGACGCCCGUCCACAGGACAAUGUACGCGAUAUCGCAGCUAAGGCACAGGAGGCUGGCAUCGAGAUUUUUGCCAUUGGGGUGGGCCGUGUGGACAUGGAGCCUCUCAGAGAGAUGGCCAGCAAACCUCUUGAUGAUCACGUAGAUUACGUGAAGAAUUACAGCCUCAUAGAGAAGCUCACCAAGAAGUUCCAAGUAGCCAUCUGUACGGACCUAUGCGCGUCACGCGAUCAUGACUGUGAGCAAAUUUGCAUCAGCACACCUGGAUCUUUCAAGUGCGCAUGCAGAGAGGGCCACACGCUAAUGAACGACGGCAAAUCAUGCAGUGCUUGCAGUAAUGCAGCCUUAGAUGUGGUCUUCUUGAUCGAUAGCUCUAAAAGUAUAAGUCCAGAAAACUUUGAGCUGGUGAAGAAAUGGAUCAACCAGAUUGUAGACAAGCUGGAUGUGUCGGAGAACAAUGCUCAUGUCGGAUUGGUGCAGUAUUCCAGCUCUGUGAAGCAGGAAUUCCCUCUGGGACGCUACAAUAACAAAAAGCACCUAAAAGAUGCUGUGAAAAAAAUUGACCAGAUGGAAAGAGGAACCAUGACUGGCCUAGCCCUAAAUUAUCUGGUUAACAGUAGCUUCACUCCUAGCCAGGGUGCCAGACCUGGAGUGACAAAGGUUGGUAUAGUCUUCACAGAUGGAAGGUCACAAGACGACAUUAAAGACGCAGCCAGGAAAGCCAAGGAGAACGGCAUUAUGUAUGCUGUUGGUGUUGGUGACGCUGUUGAAGGCGAGCUGAGGGAGAUUGCCUCUGAACCUGUUGCUGAACAUUACUUCUACACUGCUGACUUCAAAACCAUGAACCAAAUCGCCAAGAAGCUACAAAUCAAUGUUUGUGAUCCCUGUGCUUGUGACUCCAUUGUCAAAUUCCAGAAAAGGAUGGAGGAGGCACUACAGGUGUUAACAAAGAAAUUCAGUCUGUCUCUGGUUGUCGGGCUGAUCAUUAGAACUACACAAUACAAUAUGACAAUGCUGGGGUUUGUGAUGUUAUUAUGCAUCCUGGGAGCCACCGUGGAUCUGAGAACUGCUGCCAUAGUUAGAUGCUCCUGCAACACUGAGCCAAGAGAUGUGGUGUUCAUCAUUGACAGUUCUCGAAAUGUCCAGCCCGCUAAGUUUGAACAGGUCAAGGUCUUCAUGACCAAAGUAAUUGAUGUUUUAAACUACGGGCCUGAUGCUACUCGUGUGGGCGUUGUAAAUUAUGCAAGUCAGUUGAAGAACGAAGUUUCUCUGAAGUCCUACAAAACCAAGGCUGGGUUGGUCGAGGCCAUAUCAAAGAUUGAACCACUGUCCACUGGUACCAUGACAGGCCUUGCCAUUCAGUUUGCCAUGAAUGUGGCCUUUAGUGAAGCAGAAGGCGCACGCAAAUCCCCUCGAGUCAGAAAGGUGGCCAUCAUUGUGACCAGCACCCGUUCAGAGGACAAUGUACGUGACAUCGCAGCGAAGGCACGGGAGUCUGGCAUUGAGAUCUUUGCCAUCAGGGUGGGUCGUGGGAACAUGAACACUCUCAGGCAGAUGGCCAGCGAACCUCUUAAUGAUCAUGUAGAUCAUGUAAAGAGUUACAGUCUUAUAGAGAAGCUCAAAAAGAAGUUCCAAAGAAUUUUGUGUGUCAUGGCAAGGGACCUGUGUGAGAUGGGCAAGCAUGACUGUGAGCACAUUUGCAUCAGCACACCUGGAUCCUACAACUGCGCCUGCAAAGAGGGCCACAGGCUAAUGGACGAUGGCAAAUCAUGCACUGCUUGCAGUAAUGCAGCCUUAGAUGUGGUCUUCUUGAUCGAUAGCUCUAAAAGUGUGAGACCAGAAAACUUUGAGCUGGUGAAAAAAUGGAUCAACCAGAUUGUAGACAAGCUGGAUGUGUCGGAGAACAAUGCUCAUGUCGGACUGGUGCAGUAUUCCAGAUCUGUGAAGCAGGAAUUCCCUCUGGGACGCUUCAACAACAAAAUGGACCUAAAAGAUGCUGUGAAAAAAAUGGACUACAUGCAUAGAGGAACCAUGACUGGCCUAGCCCUAAAUUAUCUGGUGAACAGUAGCUUCACUCCUAGCCACGGUGCCAGACCUGGAGUGAUAAAGGUUGGUAUUGUCUUCACGUUUGGAAGGUCACAAGACUACAUUGGAGACGCAGCCAGGAAAUCCAAGGAAAAUGGCAUUAAUAUGUAUGCUGUUGGUGUUGGUAACGCUGUUGAGGACGAGCUGAGGGAGAUUGCUUCUGACCCUGACCAUUACUUCUACACGGCUGACUUCAAAACCAUGAACCAAAUCGCCAAGAUGAUGCAAAUCAAUUCCGACCCCGUUUACAAGAUGACUUCCGCCGUGUCUGAGCCUGUGCACAAGUCACUAGGUUAUCCAGUUCAUCCUGUAAGAACCCGGGUCGGCCGCUUGGUUUCCAGUGUGAUGUAUUACCCGCUGAUCACUGUCCGAGCGACCAGAAUCUUGCAGAGUGAGCCCUCUGUGCCCUCUGAGGCGAGUGAGCCCUCUGUGCCCUCUGAGGCGAGUGAGCCCUCUGUGCCCUCUGAGGCGAGUGAGCCCUCUGAGGCGAGUGAGCCCUCUGUGCCCUCUGAGGCGAGUGAGCCCUCUGUGCCCUCUGAGCCGAGUGAGCCCUCUGUGCCCUCUGAGGCAAGUGAGCCCUCUGUGCCCUCUGAGGCGAGUGAGCCCUCUGAGGCGAGUGAGCCCUCUGAGGCGAGUGAGCCCUCUGUGGCCUCUGAGGCGAGUGAGCCCUCUGUGGCCUCUGAGGCGAGUGAGCCCUCUGUGGCCUCUGAGGCGAGUGAGCCCUCUGUGCCCUCUGAGGCGAGUGAGCCCUCUGUGCCCUCUGAGGCGAGUGAGCCCUCUGUGCCCUCUGAGGCGAGUGAGCCCUCUGUGCCCUCUGAGGCGAGUGAGCCCUCUGUGCCCUCUGAGGCGAGUGAGCCCUCUGUGCCCUCUGAGGCGAGUGAGCCCUCUGUGCCCUCUGAGGCGAGUGAGCCCUCUGUGCCCUCUGAGGCGAGUGAGCCCUCUGUGCCCUCUGAGGCGAGUGAGCCCUCUGUGCCCUCUGAGGCGAGUGAGCCCUCUGUGCCCUCUGAGGCGAGUGAGCCCUCUGUGCCCUCUGAGGCGAGUGAGCCCUCUGUGCCCUCUGAGGCGAGUGAGCCCUCUGUGCCCUCUGAGGCGAGUGAGCCCUCUGUGCCCUCUGAGGCGAGUGAGCCCUCUGUGCCCUCUGAGGCGAGUGAGCCCUCUGUGCCCUCUGAGGCGAGUGAGCCCUCUGUGCCCUCUGAGGCGAGUGAGCCCUCUGUGCCCUCUGAGGCGUGUGAGCCCUCUGAGCCGUGUGAGUCGUGUGAGCCCUCUGAGCCGUGUGAGUCGUGUGAGCCCUCUGAGCCGUGUGAGUCGUGUGAGCCCUCUGAGCCGUGUGAGUCGUGUGAGCCCUCUGAGCCGUGUGAGUCAUCUGAGCUGUGUGAUAUGGCCUUGGCCCACCAUCCCUCCCCCAGGUCCCUGGCCCCACUGGAGAGGAAAGCGUGGGCGAGUUGCGGGUUGACCGGAAGCACGGACGAAGCACUUGGUAGGAAGCACCGUUCACCAGUAAAACAGUGGCCCUGUGGGAAAAAGGAAGCGCAGGUGAGCCAGGGGAGUGAUAACCAACACGCCGGGCCUGUGAAUAACACACAUCUCACUCUCAUGUGCGGUCCAGUUAUCGCCCAACCAUCCCCUCGAGGUCGUCGUAGCCAGCGUUCAAACUGCCUAGCCUCCGACGAGUCACGAGACGACGACAUCCGUUGUGGCCUGGGUCCUAAGGAGAGCGAGAAAAUUGAGCCCUGUGCCCGGGGUGUGUCAACGAGAGCUUCGUUUGUCCAUAGAGCAGACAGUGGUGAAACCCAUUUAUUUGAGUUUAAGGUGUUUUUGUCUUUCCUUUCCUAUGCCAAACUCUGGCCUCAAAAAGCUUCCUGGAAGAGAUGGAUUGAGGGCGGCGUCUCUAAACUUAAAAAGUUUUAUCUGCGAGUGUGUGUUAAUAACCUUUAUAGUUUCUCUCACAGUAAAUCAGUUUGUCUCUGGUUGUCGAGCUGAUCAUUAGAACUCACUAUGACAAUGCUGGGGUUUGUGAUGCUAUUAUGCAUCCUGGAAGCCACCGUGGAUCUGAGAACUGCUGCCCUAUUUAGAUGCUCCUGCAACACUGAGCCCAGAGAUGUGGUGUUCAUCAUCGACAGUUCUCGAAAUGUCCAGCCCACUAAGUUUGAACAGGUCAAGGUCUUCAUGACCAAAGUCAUUGAUGUUUUAAACUACGGGCCUGAUGCUACUCGUGUGGGCGUUGUGAAUUAUGCAAGUCAGGUGAAGAACGAAAUUUCUCUGAAGUCCUACAAAACCAAGGCUGGGUUGGUCAAUGCCAUAUCCAAGAUUAAACCACUGUCCACUGGUACCAUGACAGGCCUUGCCAUUCAGUUUGCCAUGAACGUGGCCUUUAGUGAAGCAGAAGGCGCACGCAAAUCCCGUCGCAUCAGAAAGGUGGCCAUCAUUGUGACCAACACCCAUUCAGAGGACAAUGUACGUGACAUCGCAGCGAAGGCACGGGAGUCUGGCAUUGAGAUCUUUGCCAUCAGGGUGGGUCGUGGGAACAUGACAACUCUCAGGCAGAUGGCCAGCGAACCUCUUGGUGAUCAUGUAGAUCACAUAAAGAGUACCAGCCUCAUAGAGAAGCUCAAAAAGAAGUUCCAAAGAAUCUUGUGUGUCAUGGCAAUGGACCUGUGUGAGAUAGGCAAGCAUGACUGUGAGCACAUUUGCAUCAGCACUCAUGGAUCUUACAACUGCGCCUGCAAAGAGGGCCACAGGCUAAUGGAUGACGGCAAAUCAUGCAGUGCUUGCAGUAAUGCAGCCUUAGAUGUGGUCUUCUUGAUCGAUAGCUCUAAAAGUGUGAGACCAGAAAACUUUGAGCUGGUGAAGAAAUGGAUCAACCAGAUUGUAGACAAGCUGGAUGUGUCGGAGAACAAUGCUCAUGUCGGACUGGUGCAGUAUUCCAGAUCUGUGAAGCAGGAAUUCCCUUUGGGACGCUUCAACAACAAAAAGGACCUAAAAGAUGCCGUGAAAAAAAUGGACUACAUGCAAAGAGGAACCAUGACUGGCCAAGCCCUAAAUUAUCUGGUGAACAGUAGCUUCACUCCUAGCCAGGGUGCCAGACCUGAAGUGACAAAGGUUGGUAUAGUCUUCACGUUUGGAAAGUCACAAGACGACAUUGGAGUAGCAGCCAGGAAAGCCAAGGAGAAUGGAAUUAUUAUGUAUGCUGUUGGAGUUGGUAAUGUUGUUGAGGACGAGCUGAAGGAGAUUGCCUCUGACCUGGAUCAUUACUUCUACACGGCUGACUUCAAAACCAUGAACCAAAUCGCAUUGAUGCAAAUCAAUGUGUACAUUCUCCAAGUGUCAAUAAGGUGUUUCUAUGCCCUGAAGGCAGAAAGAGCUUCAGGCAUCCAUGUUGACACUGGAAAUACUGUGACAAGUUUCUCUCACUGUGAAUCAGUCUGUCUCUGGUUGUCGAGUUGGCCAUUAGGACUCACGCUACAUUACAGUAUGACAUUGCUGGGGUUUGUGAUGCUAUUAUGCAUCCUUGGAGCUCAAGCCACAGUGGAUCUGAGAACUGCUGCCGCUAUGGCUGCAGGCUUGUGUAACACUAAGCCCACAGAUGUGGUGUUCAUCAUUGACAGUUCUCGAAGCGUCCGGCCCUCGGAGUUUGAGCAGGUCAAGGUCUUCCUGGCCAAAGUCAUUGAUGGUUUGGACGUCGGCCAUGAUGCUACACGUGUGGGCGUCGUGAAUUAUGCCAGUCGGGUAAAGAACGAAGUCUCUCUGAAGUCCCACAAAACCAAGGCUGGAUUGGUCAAGGCCGUAUCCAAGAUUGAACCACUGUCCACUGGUACCAUGACAGGCCUUGCCAUUCAGUUCGCAAUAAAUGUGGCCUUUAGUGAAGCAGAAGGUGCACGCAAAGCCCCUGGCAUCAGCAAGGUGGCCAUCAUUGUGACCGACGGCCGUCCACAGGACAAUGUACGUGAUAUCGCAGCGAGGGCACGGGAGGCUGGCAUUGAGACCUUUGCCAUUGGGGUGGGCCGUGUGGACAUGAACACUCUCAGGCAGAUGGCCAGCGAACCUCUUGAUGAUCACGUAGAUUACGUGGAGAGUUACAGCCUCAUAGAGAAGCUCACCAAAAAGUUCCAAGAGGCCUUCUGUGACCCGAGUCCGACAGUCUCAGACCUAUGCGUGACAGGCGAUCAUGACUGUGAGCAAAUUUGCGUCAGCACACCUGGAUCUUUCAAGUGCGCAUGCAGAGAGGGCCACACGCUAAUGAACGACGGCAAAUCAUGCAGUGCUUGCAGUAAUGCAGUAGAUGUGGUCUUCUUGAUCGAUGGCUCUAAAAGUGUGAGACCAGAAAACUUUGAGCUGGUGAAGAAAUGGAUCAACCUGAUUGUAGACAAGCUGGAUGUGUCGGAGAACAAUGCUCAUGUCGGACUGGUGCAGUAUUCCAGCUCUGUGAGGCAGGAAUUCCCUCUGGGACGCUACAACAACAAAAAGGACCUAAAAGAUGCUGUGAAAAAAAUGGCCUACAUGGAAAGAGGAACCAUGACUGGCCUAGCCCUAAAUUUUCUGUCGGAGAAUAGCUUCACUCCAGGCCAGGGCGCCAGACCUGGAGUGACAAAGGUUGGUAUAGUCUUCACGGAUGGAAGGUCACAAGACUACAUUGGAGAUGCAGCCAAGAAAGCCAAGGAGAACGGCUUUAAGAUGUAUGCUGUUGGUGUUGGUAACGCUGUUGAGGACGAGCUGAAGCAGAUUGCCUCUGAACCUGUUGCUGAACAUUACUUCUACACUGCUGACUUCAAAACCAUGAACCAAAUCGCCAAGAAGCUGCAAAUCAAUGUUUGUGUAGAGAAAGAUCCCUGUGAAUGUGACUCCGUUGUCAAAUUCCAGAAAAAGGUGGAGGAGGCAAUACAGGCGUUAACAAAGAAAUAUAUCCUUUGAAUAGGUAUAGUAUAA